Molecule: messenger RNA, 2538 nt
Organism: Diaporthe batatas
Lineage: Eukaryota; Fungi; Ascomycota; Sordariomycetes; Diaporthales; Diaporthaceae
Exons: 6
Coding region: 455-1399 (314 amino acids)
Cellular component (GO): cytoplasm; nucleus
Molecular function (GO): RNA binding
Source: RefSeq, a predicted model, not a curated record
GGCACUGGCAGGCUGGCAGGGCGAGGAGACAGACAGGGUGGAGCUCGGGCCACCCCCUCCCCCUCCCCUCCAACCAGGCAAGCAGGCAAGGAAGGACCUGCACUGUACACCUCAAGGCAGUAGGGCCCUGCAGGCCGCGGCAGCAACGGUUUGGCCAGCCUGCCAGCCUGCCAGCCUGCCAGGCCUGCCAGUUUUCCGCACGCAAAAAUUAAACUCCCCACACCGGCUGCCCACCAAAAGCUUUGCCUCUGGUCCUGCCUCUGCUCCUGCUCUGCCGCACCCCCGACCCGCCUCGCCUCUCAACCCUUUCUGUCAAUCCGAGCAACGCGACGACGGUCCAGGAUUAUGUCUGCGUAGAGUCGUCCUCGUUCCAAACCACUCCAAGACUCGUCAAGUCCCAUUUUGUCGUCGCACAUCCCACGCCUUCCAGAAAGGCGAACUGCCCGGUGACAAGAUGUCGGUCGCCUCAAAGAACCUCUACGACCUCCUUGGUAACGACACCGAGGAGGGAGAGAACCCUGCUCCGGUCAAGACCGUCACCAAGACGAGCACGAAGACCGGCAAGGCCAACGCCGACGGCACUGGUCCGGCUAGCUCCGCCCCUGCUUCUGGCGCCCGCUCCGGAGGUGGCUUCUCCCAGAACGAGAAAGCUUACCGUGACAGAGGUGUUGGCUCUGGCGCCAACCGGGGCAAGCCCACCGACGAGGCCCCCCGCGGUGGAGCCCGUGGCGGCCGUGGCGCUCGUGGCCGUGGAGGCCGUGGCGCGACCCAUCACCGCAACGCUGACGACAGGCACACUAAGAAUAUCGUUCCUGGUUCCGAGAAGCAGGCUGCUCAGUCAUGGGGCGCCACCGAGGGUACUGCCGAGCUCAACGACGAGCAGGCUGGUGAGGCCAUUGCCAAGUCAGAGCAGAAGGAUGCUGAGGCUGAGGACGCCGAGGCCGUGUCCCAGGAGCCCGAGGUCAAGACCAUGUCUCUCCAAGACUACUAUGCCAAGAAGGAGGAAACCAGGGCUGCCCUGAACGCCACCACAUCCCUUCGCCAGGUCGAGAGCGGCAAUGAGCCAACCGGUGAGGAAUACCACAAGGAUGCUGGCGACGAGUUCUUCAUCAAGCCGUCCAAGGCCAAGAAGAACAAGGCCAAGACAGUCAAGCAAAAAGAGCUUGUUGAUGUCGACUUGACAAAGGAGGAGCACAACGACGGCCGUGGCGGUGGCCGAGGCCGUGGCGGAGACCGUGGCGACCGUCGUGGCGGUCCUACCCGCGGCCGUGGAGGUGCCCCCCGCGGCGACGGCCCCUUUCGUGGCGGGCAGCGCGGCGGACAGCGCGGUGGACAGCGUGGCGGCGCCGCUCCUCUCAGCCUCGACGACCGGAACUUCCCUGGCUUGGGCGGCAACUAAGCGUCGCGACGCACAUUACCUGCAGAAUUCUGCGUGUUGGCACGCAAAAGGCCAGGAUUUCGUCCCACAAAAUUUACAACAUUGUGAUCCUCGGAACAGGUCCGGCGGGCAUUACUGAGUGAGACACACGGUCGGGAUCGGGGCAUUUGGCUGGUUUGGGGAUUGUCCAGGUUUUUAUCUAUCUGUUUGGUCUCAAAUUCGCUACGUCUGGUAGCCGGCCGGUCAAGUCCACAUCUCAAAAGCAAAAAAUGCAUUUCACCUUCUCCGAUCCAACCCAAGCUGGGCUGUCCGCGAUUCCAGCUCGCAGUCUAGGUUCCUUCUGAAAAUUUACUCUGGCUUCGUGAUUCAGGUCUCGUCCUUGCAAGCUGUGACACAAGGAAUCGUCAUGGAUGGAUUUGGCGAGGGUUCAUUUACUGUGUGGGCUUAACAUACUUCCUGUACCGCAUAUUUUUCACCCUGCGACUCGAGACUUAUGACAUCCUAGGCAUGCAGCGAAACAUGCUCUUCUACUUAACCUGAAGAUGCUCAUCUGAGCAAAAGGCCUCCCAGAGAGUACUAAUAGUUGAGAUUGAAUAGAGCAUCCGGCGGGUUGAUUCACGGCCUGGCAAGUUUAGACUGUACGCUGAAAGGGGUAGCUGAAAAUAGGAAGUCACAGGCCUCCAUCCUAUGUUUCUCUACUCCGGCUGAGACGAUUCCGGCCUCUAUGAUUGCUACCCUUCGGUCCGGUCCUUCUGUUUUCCAUUGACACGCUGAGCAACUUAAGGCCUUUAGUUUCAGGUCCUCGCAGUCAGACGUUCGUUCCCCUGCGGACCCUUUACACUUGAGCGAGGCAGAGCCUGCCGUCUUCUGAUAGACCCCAACUUCACGGCAAUGUGAACACUACAAGAGCUGUUCAGCUCCCAAGUCUACUUGAUCGGAGCAAGAUGUGUGUAAUCUGGACCGUGUAGAGACCGGUCCCAGUCUGGUUCGUUUAUGUCAGCCCGCGUAAGGGAACACCACAGAAGGUCAUGUUCUGGGUGACAACAACUCGAUGGUUGGGAGGGGACACGCCCAGAACUCAACAUUUGAACUCACCUCGUUGAUGUAGGUAUUAGAGGCCGCCGCCCUGGCCAGCGUGCUCGGGCAAAUGCACCACUGGC